AUGACCAGGAAACGCGAUUCGGUUGACGAGCCAUCCUCAGUCAAACGCAGAAGAUUGACCGACAACAUUCCAUCAGAGUCCCAAUCGCCCGCGCAAGGCCGCUUGACAGAACCCGAGAAAGCAGAGCUAUUACGCUGGCUGGAUCAAUCCGAUAAGAAAGAUGGACCGAUCUUCAAUGUCUUCAACCCUCCUACGCGCAAGGGCGCAAAGAACCCACCCGACGUCUCAGAGCGCAUGCUCAACCUGAAUGGCAGAGACUAUCUUCCGGCUCGCUACACUGUCAAGCCAAUGGACAGAUGGAUGAGCAUGACCAAAUACAAGAAAUUCACAGUAGGAAACCAGACUCAUUCCUGUGGAGAUUGUGUGCUCGUGAAGCCGGGAAACGACUCCGAUCGGGACUGGAAGGCCCAGGUUCACGAGGUUCGAGCCGCGGACGAGCAUCAUGUCUUCCUUCGCUGCACCUGGCUUGAGAACCCCGAGGAACUACCCGCAGAGGCACGUAGCACGCAGCCAUAUCACGGCAAAUUCGAACUAGUGCCAGGCAACAAGAUGGAUAUCAUCGAUGCUCUGACCGUGAACGGGCCGCUGAAAGUCGUGUACUGGGAUGAGGCCAAUGACGAUGCAGACAUGCCAGCACAAGGAGAGUAUUAUUGGCGACAAACUUACAACUACGACACCAAGGUUCUAUCGCCAUUGCGUCUGAUCUGCGAGUGUAAACGGCCACAGAAUCCCGACAAUCUCAUCAUCAAAUGCAGUAACCAAGAUUGUGGAAUAUGGCUUCAUGCUUCUUGUCUGGCCCAAGACAUCGUCCAGCGCAAGAGUCAACAGAAUGGAGUCAAAGUGGAAACAGACGGCAAGAAACGAGCUCGGAAGUCAAUUAACAAGAACUCUACUCAAAGAGCCGAAGACGCUGUUGCAGAAGACGACACGAUCAGGGCAAAGAUCGUGGCAUCAGAGUCCGAAGCCCCAAAGGUUGAAAUAACUGACAAGAAGACCGACGAGGAGACUGAAGAACCAGUACACUGCUUGGUCUGCAAGGAGCUUGUCGAGUGA
This is a messenger RNA of Aureobasidium melanogenum CBS 110374, 1053 nucleotides long. RefSeq lists its product as uncharacterized. Gene Ontology annotation, molecular function: chromatin binding. The transcript is spliced from 3 exons. The coding region runs from base 1 to 1053 and encodes 350 amino acids. Lineage: Eukaryota; Fungi; Ascomycota; Dothideomycetes; Dothideales; Saccotheciaceae. The record is from RefSeq and is a predicted model, not a curated record.